Molecule: messenger RNA, 919 nt
Organism: Dendrobium catenatum
Lineage: Eukaryota; Viridiplantae; Streptophyta; Magnoliopsida; Asparagales; Orchidaceae
Exons: 1
Molecular function (GO): DNA binding
Source: RefSeq, a predicted model, not a curated record
AUGGUCAAAAAUAAGGAUAAGGCUGCAUCAGGUCAUAGAAAAGAUGCAUUAUGGAAAUAUAGCACUCAGGUGGAUGUAGGAGAAAGUGAUAAAAUAUAUGUCUAUCUGAAAUGCAAUUACUGUGAUAAAGUUGUGAAAGGUGGUGUGACUAGGAUGAAGGAACACCUUUCAGGCUCUCACAAGAAUGUUGCUCCAUACUCCAAAGUUCAUGAUGCUGUAAGGGAUGAGAUAAAGUCAUACAUGAAUAAGUCUACCACAUCAAAACAUCUUGCACAGAAGCAAUUUGAGGAUAGAGUUGAUGCUGGAUCUUACUAUGGGAGUGAGCGCAGCGUUAGGGAUUCAUCUUCUUCUAUGAAGCCCAUUUCAUCUAGGGGUGCUAGAGGGCCUAUGGAUCAUUAUAUGGUUGACACAUCAGAGGAUAGGCCUUCUACUACACAGAAGAUGGCCCCAGAAAAUGCAAGAGAGGCGCGGAGAAGAGUGUGUAAGAAUAUAGGCAGAUUCUUCUACGAAAAUGCAAUUCCAAUUAAUGUUGCAACAUCACCUGCUUAUUACAACAUGAUUCAUUCAGUUGGAGCAUUUGGAAGAGGGUUCAAACCUCCAACCAUGUAUAAUUUAAGAACAUGGAUUUUGAAGGAGUUGGAAAGCACUGAUAAAAGCAUUGAAGAAAUUAAGAAGACUUGGGCCAAAACAGGAGUAACAAUUAUGUCAGAUGGGUGGUCUGAUAUCAAACAUAGAAGUCUGAUCAACAUCCUCAUUAAUAAUCCUUAUGAUACUGUGUUUUUAAGGUCAAUUGAAGCAUCGGAUCAGGUCAAAGAUGUUGAGUUCAUAUUUAGAUUAUUAGAUAGCAUUGUUGAUGAGGUUGGAGAACAUUUGGUUGUACAAAUUAUGACAGAUAAUGCAAGUUCUUAUAAGACUACAG